AUAGAACCGACAAAUGAUAAUGAACUGACAGUGGAAUGGUAUCACAAUGGUUAUCCUCUCGCAAAUGGUCAUCGUUUCCGGAAAACGCAUGAUUUCGGCUAUGUAUCACUGGAUAUACUUUAUGCUUUCCCGGAAGAUAGCGGGGAGUGGACAUGUGUGGCCACUAACAGCCUGGGCGAGGCACAGUCUUCGGCCUCUUUCAAUGUUAUCGGCAACAAAGUCAUUUACGAUGAAAGUCAACAUCCAGAAAGUUUGCAUCGAAUCCAGCAAAUUGAAGCGCCAAAAGAGCUACCACCAGAGCCCGUUGAACUGAAGCCGCUAGCUCCUCAGUUUAUAUCACCGCUGCAAACCAUCGAACGAAUCGAAGGGCAACCGGCCCACUUUGAAACAAGAGUAACACCAAUCAACGAUCCACAGAUGAGGGUACAGUGGUUCAAAGAUGGCGCUCCGCUCCUCAACAGCAACCGAUUCCAUCAUACUUCGGACUUUGGCUUCAUUGGGCUGGAUAUUGCAUACACUGUUCCCGAAGAUUCGGGCGUUUAUACGGUUGUUGCAGCAAAUGAACAGGGACAGGAUCAAACUGAAGGAUAUCUGGGUGUUGAAUCGAAAUCUGUAUUCCGAAUUUCGCUGUUCCCGGUUCUAAUGUUCCAUAAUGGUCGUCCAUUGGCCGCAAGCAGUCGUAUAGCAAUGAGGAAUGAGUUCGGAUUGGUAACACUCGAUAUACAUUACGUUUUGCCGGAGGAUGUGGGCGAAUUUUGUUGUUUGGCAAGAAAUGCAGCCGGAGAAGAUCAAACAACCGGUAGUUUACACUGUCAGAGCCGAGCAAGCAUUCUUGGAGAUGUGCAACAUCCGGAAAGCUGGAAGCGUAUACAGGCAUGCUUUUUUCUCUCGUAUCCAUUAAAAGUUUUUGCAGGAAAUUAA
Molecule: messenger RNA, 921 nt
Organism: Gongylonema pulchrum
Lineage: Eukaryota; Metazoa; Nematoda; Chromadorea; Rhabditida; Gongylonematidae
Source: the annotation of a GenBank genome assembly